AUGUCCAUGGACAAGACAACUAUCCCAGGUAUCGACAAACCUGUCGGAAGGGUAGGUUUCGGUCUGAUGCUCCUCACCAUGUGUCCGGAGGACGAACGCGAAUCCGAUGAGGAGGCUUUCGAAGCGAUGAAAACAGCCAUCGAUUCUGGUUCAAACCUCUGGGUCACUGGAUCCUUUUAUGGCCCACCAGACGACCUCCGUGCUAAUCUCAAGCUCAUCAGACGCUUCUUCGACAAGUAUCCUCAGUACUUGGAUGAAGUGGUUUUGGGUAUGAAGGGGGGUAUGGGACCGGGUCAUGCUUUGAUCACCGAUUUGGACGAACUCAGAGCCGAUGUGAAGGAUUGUCAAUCUGCUCUUGGAGCGAAGAAGAUAGAUGUAUUCGAAUAUGGGCGUGUACCGCGGGAUGCUCCCAUCGAAAAAGUCAUCUCUAACUUCCUGACCCUCCGCUCUGAAGGUCUCUUCACCGCUAUAUCAAUCAGCGAAGCCACCGCCUCUACCUUCACUCGAGCCCACUCCGUCACUCCAGUUUCAUUCAAUGAGCUAGAAUUAUCUCUAUGGUCUCUCGAGCCGGAAAUAUUGGAGGCGGUAGAAGCAGCUGCUAAAGCUGGUGUUCCCGUCUUAGCUUAUUCGCCACUAGGUAGGGGAUUCUUGACUGGUCGCUGGAAAACUCCUGAGGAUAUUCCUGAAGGUCAUCCGAGGAAGAUGUUCCCUAGGUUCCAAGGGGAGAACUUUUAUAAGAAUAUGGAGUUGGUCAAACAGUUGGAAAAGAUUAGUCAGAAGACAGGAAGGACCACGGCUCAAUUGGCGUUGGCUUAUAUCAUGACUAGGUUUGAUAAUGUCAUUCCUAUCCCCGGGUCCGGUAAUCCAACACGUGUCAGAGAGAACGUAGCCGCAGCUUCCAUGCGUCUCACCAAGGAAGAGAUGGAAGAGAUCGAUGCUAUUCUGGCAAGUUUCAAACCGGAAGGUGAUCGAUACCCAGAGUUCGCAAAGGGAAUGUUGAUGGGUUGA
Molecule: messenger RNA, 1008 nt
Organism: Tremella mesenterica DSM 1558
Lineage: Eukaryota; Fungi; Basidiomycota; Tremellomycetes; Tremellales; Tremellaceae
Exons: 6
Coding region: 1-1008 (335 amino acids)
Cellular component (GO): cytoplasm
Source: RefSeq, a predicted model, not a curated record